Messenger RNA from Microthlaspi erraticum, 1530 nucleotides. Lineage: Eukaryota; Viridiplantae; Streptophyta; Magnoliopsida; Brassicales; Brassicaceae. The record is from the annotation of a GenBank genome assembly.
AUGGCAGCAAUCAUCGUUGACUUUCAAAACUGUUUCAUCUUCUCCAUCCUCAUAUCUCUCUUUUCACUCCUUUUCUACCGUAUCCUUGUCAAGAAACAAAACCCCUCUGGCUAUGAUUUGCCUCGGAGCCCACCGGCUCUGCCCUUGAUCGGCCAUCUUCAUCUUCUCCUCUCUACGAAACCCCACAAGUCUAUUCAGAAACUCUUCACCAAGUACGGACCGUUACUCCAUCUCCGCGUCUUUAACAUCCCAUUUAUCAUAGUCUCUUCAGCUUCAGUGGCCAACGACAUGUGCAAGACGCACGACGUGAGUCUCUCGUCUCAUGGAACUCUGGGAAUCGACGAGUCACUCUUGUUUGGAUCUUCAAGCUUCCUCAUGGCUCCCUAUGGAGCUUACUGGAAACUCCUGAAGAAGAUCGCCGUCACGACCAUGACCGGACCGCAGGCGCUUGAGCGGUCACGAGGCGUUCGUGCUAAAGAGAUUGCUAGGUUUUACUCAACAUUACUCCAUAAGGCGAAAAACAACGAGAGCGUUGAGAUCGAGUUAGAAGCAAUGAAGCUCACAAGCAACAUCAUAUGCAGCAUGAGCUUGGGGAGGAGGCUUUCCGAGGAGAAUGGUGAGGCAGAGAAACUAAGGGGUUUAGUGACAGAUACAUUUACCUUGAUGAAGAAGAUAACCUUGACUGUCGUGUUACACAAGCAACUUGAGAAGCUUGGUUUCUCACCUUUCAAGACAAAGAUAAUGGGUGUCUCCCAAGGGUUCGAUGAGCUGCUAGAGAAGAUUUUUAAGGAACAUGAAGAGAAACCGGAUGGUCAUCAAGGUUCGGAUAUGAUGGACGCCUUGUGGACAGCUUAUCAAGACUCAAACGCAGAGUUUAGGAUCACUAGGAAGGAGAUCAAGUCGUUUCUAGUGGAUAUUCUGAUUGGUGGGAUUGACACAACGGUGGAAGCAAUACAGUGGACAAUGGCUGAGAUUCUUAGCAACCAAAACGUCCUUGAGAGACUGAGAGAAGAAAUCGAUUAUGUUGUAGGGAAAACAAGGUUGAUUGAAGAAACUGAUGUAACCAACCUCCCUUACUUGCAAGCAGUGGUUAAGGAAGGGCUAAGAUUGCAUUCUCCGUUUUUUUUCGUGUCAAGAAUGUUGCAAGAAGGUUGCAAGAUCGGAGGGUUUUAUGUACCGGAAGAGACGCCGGUUGUGGUUAAUGCUUAUGCUGUGAUGAGAGAUCCAGAGAACUGGGAAUGUCCUUGCGAGUUUAAGCCGGAGAGGUUUCUAGCUUCCGGACAAGAAGAUGAGAGAAAAGAGCAAGCAAUGAAGUUUAUUCCUUUUGGAUAUGGAAGAAGAGCUUGUCCUGCUUCCAAUAUGGCUCUCACCUCUAUAGGUAUUGCAAUUGGGAUAAUGGUGCAAGGAUUUGAUUGGAGAAUCCAAGGAGAGAAUAUUUGUAUGGAAGAGGCUUCUGGAUUGAUGACAAUGAAGAUGGCUCGUCCCCUUACGUGCACUCCUGUUGCUCGAGGUAAAUAUCUGAGUACUUGA